Messenger RNA from Peromyscus eremicus (cactus mouse), 3484 nucleotides. RefSeq names its product solute carrier family 25 member 24 (gene Slc25a24). The coding region runs from base 175 to 1545 and encodes 456 amino acids. Gene Ontology annotation, molecular function: ATP transmembrane transporter activity; calcium ion binding. The transcript is spliced from 10 exons. NCBI's taxonomy places the organism in Eukaryota, Metazoa, Chordata, Mammalia, Rodentia, Cricetidae. Gene Ontology annotation, biological process: transmembrane transport. Gene Ontology annotation, cellular component: mitochondrial inner membrane. The record is from RefSeq and is a predicted model, not a curated record.
GGUUAGAAUGAAGCUCUCUCCUUCCAAUGCGGUAACCCCAGCAGAUGCUUUGCCUUUGGCCCCUCUCUCUCAUCUUGAACAGACAUCUUCUUUGUCCUAUCCUGGGGACUUCUGCCCCUGGGGGACUCAGAGGGCCAUAGCAGGGGGUCACGCUGGCCGCAGAAGACACUGCAGAUGGAUUCCCUCUAUGAAGACCUUUUUUGGUAUCUGGACCAUGAUGAAGAUGGAGCUUUGGACAUCUUUGAAUUUCAGGAAGGCCUGGAGGAUUUAGGGGUCAAGCAAUCUCUGGAGGAUGACCAGAAAAUUUUCAUUGCCGGUGAUGUCAACAAAGAUGGGAAGCUAGACUUUGAAGAAUUUAUGAAAUACCUGAAAGACCAUGAGAAGAAAAUGAAGUUAGCAUUUAAAAGUUUGGACAAGAAUAGUGAUGGGAAAAUCGAGCCUUCUGAAAUUGUCCAGUCUCUCAAGAUGCUGGGUUUACAUAUUUCUGAAGAUCAAGCAAAACUGAUUCUUCAAAGCAUCGACGCGGACGGGACAAUGACAGUGGACUGGAAUGAAUGGAGGGACUACUUUUUAUUUAACCCUGUUACGGACAUUGAAGAGAUUGUCCGUUUCUGGAAACACUCGACUGGAAUUGACAUAGGGGACAGCUUAACUAUUCCGGAUGAAUUCACAGAAGAUGAGAAAAAAUCAGGACAGUGGUGGCGGCAGCUCCUGGCAGGAGGCGUGGCUGGCGCCAUCUCUCGAACAAGCACUGCUCCUUUGGAUCGCCUCAAGGUCAUGAUGCAGGUUCAUGGUUCCAAAUCAAUGAAUAUAUUUGGAGGCUUUCGGCAGAUGGUGAAGGAAGGAGGAGUCCGUUCCCUUUGGAGAGGAAACGGCACAAAUGUCAUUAAAAUUGCUCCCGAGACAGCUGUUAAGUUCUGGGCUUAUGAACAGUACAAGAAGCUGCUUACCGAAGAAGGACAAAAAUUAGGAACCUUUGAGAGGUUCGUUUCUGGUUCCAUGGCUGGGGCAACUGCACAGACUUUUAUCUAUCCCAUGGAGGUUCUGAAAACCCGGCUAGCUGUAGCCAAAACUGGACAAUACUCUGGAAUAUACGGUUGUGCCAAGAAGAUUUUGAAACAAGAAGGCUUUGGGGCUUUUUACAAAGGCUACGUUCCCAACUUACUGGGCAUCAUUCCUUACGCAGGCAUCGAUCUCGCUGUGUAUGAGCUUUUGAAGUCUUACUGGCUGGAGAACUUUGCAAAAGACUCUGUCAACCCCGGUGUGGUGGUGCUGCUGAGCUGUGGGGCCCUGUCCAGCACCUGUGGGCAGCUGGCCAGUUACCCCCUGGCUUUGGUGAGGACUCGAAUGCAGGCACAAGCCAUGGUAGAAGGGGCCCCGCAGCUGAACAUGGUUGGCCUUUUCCGGCGUAUAGUCUCCAAAGAAGGAGUGUCAGGACUUUACAGAGGCAUCACCCCAAACUUCAUGAAGGUGCUCCCUGCUGUCGGCAUCAGCUAUGUGGUGUACGAAAACAUGAAGCAGGUGCUAGGAGUAGCUCGGAAGUGACACGUCCAAGCCUUCUUUUCCGUGAUGACCAAAGCUGUCAGCGCUCACUCUCCAGUGUCUUCUGGGAUUGCAGCAAAUCUAUUGCAGAAGAGGCUGUUCCCCGCCAAAGGGAAGAGACUCUGCAAUCACCUCAAGCAUCUGGGCUCAGCUUUAUAUCUUCAGUCAUGUUCAAAAUCACAAUUUCAACAAGUGUUGAAGAGGCCACAAAAUUGUACUUUAUAUUGCCUUGCACCCUAAAUCUGAAAAUGUACUUGCUUAAGCUGAAAUCAUUUUGUGUGGUAGAAUUAUAAAUCACUAAUCUUUGUUUUGAUUGGUUCAAGUUUAUGUCAAUUUGUUUAUACCCAAAUUUAAAAAAAAAAACAACCAAAAUGAUCAGAAAGCCUUGGGACUUAAAUUGUUCUAUAUAUUUUGGAUGUCUUUAUAGAUGUAAAAUUCUCCUGCAGGAACAUUAGUAGAAAAAAAAAUCACUGUACUUCAAAUCAAUCUUGCACGGUUUAUAUCCUCAUCUGUCAGCAGAAUAAGGAUGAAUUAUAGUAGCCAAAUUUGUGUAUGGAGGAGCAGUGAGAUAAUAUUUAUUUCAGUGGACACUCUUCUGUUCUGCUUGAAUUGUUAUUUGGUCCCCAGUGUUAGACAUUGAUUGUCAUAUGUUGUUAAAUUAUUGAUACAAGUUAUUGGGUAGACCCUUCUUCUACCAUUGCUUUCGAAAACAUCUGUGAACAAACCGUUGACUUGUACCAUGUCCUGGAGAGUGUCUUGGUUUUGUUCUUUUUUUUUUUUUUUUAACUCUUUGAAUCAAAUCCUCUUAAUCAGGAAGGCUCCCUGGGACCUUCAUAGCAAUCUGAAAUUUCUCUUUUCAUGACUUGAGUGUUGAUUUCAGGUAAAUGACACCUUCAUUUCACUUUUACGGUUGAAGUCUUUUGAACCUGCGCUUCGCAGAUGGAGUGCCUCAAAGCUAAGACACCAGCACAUUUCAACAGCAGUAUAUCUUCAUCGUAUGUACUUGAGUGAAGGGCUCAGUCUGCAAACAGACGCGUCUACAUUUUCAUUUGCCUCAAGAUUUAGGAAGGUGGCGGGACAUUUGUAAUAUCAACAGCACUUAAACUUUUUACUGAAGCUGAUUUUGUAGUCAAUUAUCUUUUAUGAUUUGUUUUAUUAGAACUUAGAAAAAUCUUAUUUCUUCUAUAAGAAGAUACUCAAUACUCUUAGCUGGGCAGUGGAGAUACACACCUUUAGACCCAGCACUUGGGAGGGAGAGGCAAUCUCUGAGUUCAAGGCCAGCUUGGUCUACAGAAUGAGUUCCAGGACAGCCACAGCUACACAGAGAAACACUGUCUCAAAAAACCAUAUAUAUAUAUAUUCUUAACAUUUUAAGAUUUAGUCCAUGUACUCAUUUAGUUUCUGGUAAUUUAUGUUAUAAUUGCUUUUUGAAAAAUCUAGUGAAAUGGGAAUCUUUGACUCUAGCCUACCUCUUUUAUUUUUUGAACCAAAGAGAAAAGAUGGACUUGUGUUUAUGAGACUCAUUCUACAACAUAGUUUGGUUUGUGUUAGUGACGGACACCUGCUGUUGUCUCAGUCUUUUUAUACUAUGUAAGGAAAGGGAGCGACUCUCCUUUGUCCUCAGGGUUAUUGUACUUUUGAGUAAUGCAUAGAAUGACAAUAUUAAGGUACAGGAUUCAUUCCUUUUUUACUCAUAACAAUUAUGGAAAUGAAUAAUUCUGUUAAUGUUUUUGAAAUUUCAAAUGGAUGAAAACUAUGAAAAUAUUCAUAGUUCUUUAUGAAAUUAAAGUGCCUCCCCAUUGAACAUGUGUAAAGUAUCACUGAUUUAUCUGUGCAACUUGUAUCUUUUGGGAAAAAAGCCUCUCAUUGAAGACAGCUUAUUUCUGACAUUGCUACACAGUUACUGCUCAUUUGUAUUAAAGAUGUAUGUCUGUUUGUAAAA